AUGGAAACCUAUGCGAGCAUGGUACAGGUGCACAUAGAACCUGGAAUCAGGAGAGGACAAAUGGUAACCUAUGCGAGCAUGGUACAGGUGCACAUAGAACCUGGACUCAGUAGAGGACAAAUGGUAACCUAUGCGAGCAUGGUACAGGUGCACAUAGAACCUGGACUCAUGAGAGGACAAAUUGUAACCUAUGGGAGCAUGGUACAGGUGCACAUAGAACCUGCACUCAGGAGAGGACAAAUGGUAACCUAUGCGAGCAUGGCACAGGUGCACAUAGAACAUGGACUCAGGAAGGACAAAUGGUAA
Sphaeroforma arctica JP610 is the source of this 306-nucleotide messenger RNA. RefSeq lists its product as hypothetical. The transcript has a single exon. Lineage: Eukaryota; Ichthyosporea; Ichthyophonida. The record is from RefSeq and is a predicted model, not a curated record. The coding region runs from base 1 to 306 and encodes 101 amino acids.